Molecule: messenger RNA, 2611 nt
Organism: Triticum aestivum (bread wheat)
Lineage: Eukaryota; Viridiplantae; Streptophyta; Magnoliopsida; Poales; Poaceae
Product: protein LATERAL ROOT PRIMORDIUM 1
Exons: 3
Coding region: 765-1823 (352 amino acids)
Biological process (GO): positive regulation of DNA-templated transcription
Cellular component (GO): nucleus
Molecular function (GO): DNA binding; DNA-binding transcription factor activity
Source: RefSeq, a predicted model, not a curated record
AAGGGGGAAAGAGAGAGAGAGAGAGAGAGGAGACGAGCUAGCGGCUGCAGCAGCUAGAUUGAUGGGCCCUGUCAGGCAGGUACUAUAUAGGCAGCUAGAGCUAGAGGUAGUAGAGUGGUAGAGUGAGCUCGGUGCUUGGAGGAGUUGGGAUAGCGAGAGGGAGGGGGAGGGGUCGUGGCCGGCCGGCGCGCGCUAGUCGUAGUAAUUGGGGCGAUAGAGACGCCACAGCCUAGUGCCCUCGCCAUCCAUCCAUCCGUCCGCCCGUCUCCUACUGUUUCCAAGGCGGAGAAGAGGAGAAGAAGCUCCCACCACAGCCUCAGCCUCAGCCUCCGCUGCUGCUGCGUCAGAGAGAGUCGUAGCAUCAGCGCUAGUGGAGGAUUUUUAUUCUCCUUCCGUCCGUCCCCCCGGAUCGGCGGCGCAGGAUCCGCAGCCACUACGGGGAGUAGCAGUAGCUUCUAGGCGGCGGGCGGCGGGUUCGGUCGGAGGGGCGGCGGUAUUUUUAAUCCCGACCCCCGCCGCGGAAUCCGCUGGGUAUAAGUGUGGCUUCGGGCCGGCGCUUCCCGUCCGACACCGGCGCCUUCGCGGACUGGGUCGCCUCCUCCGCCGCCGCCGCGGGGGGCGGCAGGGGGGACGACCUCUCGCUCGGCUUCAAUGCCGGCGCCGCGGCCGCCUCCGGCGCCGCGCUGGGGGCCGGGCUCUGGGGCCCGGCGUCGGCGGCGGCCUCCUCGUCCCCCGCCUCGCGCCAGGCGGCCCUGAACUACGGCAUGGCGGCGGGCGACGUGGGGAUGGUGGUGGUCGCCCCCGCCGCGUCGUUCCACCACACGCACCACCAUCACCACCACCACGACGCGGCCGCCGCGGCGGCCGCCUCCGACGCCAUCUUCCCGCUGCUCUCAGCCGGCCCCUGCGUGCUCGACCCCGAGGCGGCCAAGGCGGCCGCGGCCGCCAGCGGCGGCAUCCAGUUCUGGCAGUCCGCGCAGCACCAUCAUCAGCAGCAGCACUCGCCGUCGGCCGCGGGCGGCGGCGGUGGCGGCGGCAACCCUAACCCUAGCCUCGGCGCCUUCUACCUCAAGAAGCCCGGCCCGAUGCUCGACCCCGGCGGCGACGGCUCCUCCGGGUCCGGCACCACCACCUGCCAGGACUGCGGCAACCAGGCCAAGAAGGACUGCACCCACAGCCGCUGCCGCACCUGCUGCAAGAGCCGCGGCUUCGACUGCUCCACCCACGUCAAGAGCACCUGGGUCCCCGCCGCCCGCCGCCGCGAGCGCCAGCACCUCGGCGGCUCCUCCUCGUCCCCCGCCAACGCCACCGCCGCCGGGUCGAAGAAGCCUCGCCUCCUCUCCUCCCAGCAGCCCACCACCUCGCACACCUCCACCUCCAACGCCACCACGCCGCGCAGCUACGACACCACCUCCAGCCAUCAAGACGCGUCGUUCAGGGGGAACCUGCCGCGGCAGGUGCGGGCGCCGGCGGUGUUCAGGUGCGUGCGGGUGACGUCCGUCGACGACGGCGAGGACGAGUACGCGUACCAGGCCACGGUGACCAUCAACGGCCACGUCUUCAAGGGCUUCCUCUACGACCAGGGCGUCGACGACGGCCGCGCCAGCAAUGACAUCGACUCGAGCACCGGCGGCGCGGUGCCCAACAUGUCCGAGCUCCACCUCGGCGGCGGCGGCAAUGCCGCGAGGGGAGGCGGUGGGGGGUCCUCCUCGAUGGCGCCCUCCGACAUGUACGGCGGUGCUGGCGCCGGAGGAGCAGGCGGAGGGGGAGGAGGCCAGCACAUACUUGGCGGCGGCUCCAGCUAUGGUAACACCAUGAACUGAGCCGAGCUGCUAGAAGAAAGAGGCUAGAGGAGAUGCAUGAGGAGGAGAGGAGGCAGGAUCAUUCAUGGUUGCUUCCUGUGCUGUGCUCCACCUUCCUAUCCUACCAGCCAUGGUUUUUUGUGCUAGCCCCCAUAUUGAUUCCCCGUGCCGGAUUGACAAGAUGUGAAAGGAAAGGAAAGAAAGGCGUGUGAAAAGCAAACCCAUGCAUGCCUGAUUUGACACGGUUCACUGCCUGGGAUUGCAGCCUUCUUUCUCCUUUGCUUGCUGGGUGAAAAUCUUGGUCGGCUACACUAUAGCCUGCUUGCUUAAGCUGCUGUUGCAAGUUACCCAGCCGCAUCAUGCACAUGGGCAGGCCAUUCAUGCAUGGCUCAUCAGCCAUGAUGAAGUAUAUGUUAAUUUUUUUGGGAUUGGUGUUAGUCGCUGGGCUAUCUUUUCAUCAUCAAAGCUGCUAUUAUCUCAUGUGCGCGAUGAUGGCGUCCGUCCAUGUCGCCAUGUCGACUGUUGCCAUCCUUUGGGGAGCACGGUUACUGUUCAGCUAUCUUCUUUAUUUCAUCAGCUUGUAGAUGGUAGACUUUGGGGGCUUCGUAGGCCUUGACUCUCUCCUUGAAUCGUGCUGCUGCUUGACUAAUUGUACACCUGCUGCUGCUACUGUUGGACAAGGUUUCCUCCUUUCCUGCCUGAUGUUUCUGUUUCCAUUUAACUAGUCAUACUAGAUAAGGUGCUGCUAUUUAGUCGCCCUUGGACUUAAUUUGUUCUAUAUGAAAGAAUUUAACACCAGAAUUUUGUCA